This is a messenger RNA of Huiozyma naganishii CBS 8797, 675 nucleotides long. It is a transcript of the gene MRPL16, whose product is annotated as mitochondrial 54S ribosomal protein uL16m. Lineage: Eukaryota; Fungi; Ascomycota; Saccharomycetes; Saccharomycetales; Saccharomycetaceae. Gene Ontology annotation, molecular function: structural constituent of ribosome; rRNA binding. Gene Ontology annotation, cellular component: mitochondrial large ribosomal subunit; ribosome. The transcript has a single exon. Bases 1 to 675 code for a protein of 224 amino acids. Gene Ontology annotation, biological process: mitochondrial translation. The record is from RefSeq and is a predicted model, not a curated record.
AUGCUGGUGUGGAGAAGUGCUCCCAUAAGGAGAAGCGUUUCCAACUUCCCAUUCUGCAACUUUGUUAGACUUAAACAUGAAUAUGCUCCCCGGUUCCAAAUACAAAGGAAAAAGCAAAAGGGUAGAGUUCCCGUCAGAAUUGGCGGGUCCAUCAAGGGGUCUACAAUACAGUUUGGACAGUUUGGUUUAAGAUUGAAAUCAGAAGGUACUCGGUUAUCCGCUAUUCAGUUGAAAGAGGCGGAUAACGCCAUUAUGAGGUACGUUAGACCCUUAACUAAUGGUCAGUUAUGGAGACGGUUGGUGACGGAUGUGGCAGUUUGUAUUAAGGGUAAUGAAACUAGAAUGGGUAAGGGUAAAGGUGCUUUCGACCAUUGGAUGGCCAGGGUUCCUACUGGCAAGAUAAUCUUCGAAAUGGCAGGUGAUAAUUUACACGAGCGGGUUGCCAGAGAGGCGUUUCGGAAGGCGGGUACAAAGCUACCUGGUGUGUACGAGUUUGUCAGUAAAGAGUCGCCAGUGAGAGUUGGGUUGCAUUCGUUCAAGACGCCAGGGUGGGAGGAAAAUCCGGAAAAUGAACCUCUUGCUCGUUCGAGGAAACUGUCUCAAAUGACAACGAAGAAACUACUGAACGUCGAAAGAUCGAAGCAGCCCGAGUUUAAGUUAUUCAGAGCUCGCUAG